CCUCUCAUUUCAAGAAAACAAAAGCGUGUCAGAUAAGACUCGAGUCGGAGGUCCCAAAAAAAAAAAAAAAAAAAAAAAGAACAAAUCAAUCGCCGAUUGUGUUUGUUUGGAUCGCCGUCUUCUUCUUCUUCCCAACUCUCCGAGUUGAAAGUUCGUUGUUGUUCUGCGCCAAUUCUGUGCCGUUCCUUAAUUAUUGCUUUUUUUUUUAUAACUCUCGGUUGUGUUGUGAUUUUGAGUGCGAUAAUAAUUGCGUUCUCUGUUAGGUUUUGGUAGGUGAAGAUAAUCGUUUCAAUUCUUGCAUUUUUACGUUUUCUGAUGUGUUCUUUGUGAAUUCUUAAUGCAAUUUUGAAUGUUACUACCUUUGUUUGUUGUGGUUAUGUAAUUAAUUAACUCUUUUGUUUGCUCUGCAUCAUGUUAUGCUCUGGAGUUAAGCCAUUUUCUACUAUGGUUUAGUGGAAUUCUCACAAGACCUUGGCUUUCAGGCAAUGAAUUGUUGUGUUUGUUAGUGAUCUGUGGUUUCUUUCUAUAGGUUGUAAUCUUGUAACGCUUGAAAAUUGAAAUAGGCAGUCACCUUUAAAAAUUGAUCUAUGGUCUCUAGUUUCUUAUAUAAGGCAGUUUAUGUCUUUGAAGUAAUAAGAUAGUUGGAGUGCUUUUUCCCAAUUACAUUGAUAGCUAGGAAUAAUCUAUAUGGAUAUGUGAGAGCGAAAGUUUUUAGGAGAGUUAUGAAUGACAUUUUCAGUUUAGAUAUCACGCUAGGAAAAUGCAGGAGACUAACACUGCAGGAAAAUGCGAUUUGCAUACGAAGUGGACCAUCCAGUUGCAGAAAGCUAACACUCCAAGGAAACUACCCUUUUUUUUUCAAAGGGAAGAGUGGCCAAACAAGUACCGUCUUUUGCUGCCUUACCCGUGUCUAUUUUUCUAUGCUACCUUUCAGCGUCCACUAUGGACAAACAGUUUGUAGCCGGUUUUGAUGUCGUUAAAGCUUCAUAUGGAUGUGAUUUCCCUUUUGCAAUUCAUAGAAACUAUCCAUUUGUUUCUUUGCCCAAUUAUGGAUGAUGAAAAGACUGGCUUGAUGCUACACCCAUUGUUUGACAUAACAUAUUAUUAUUGUCUAUUAUCAGUGCCAAUCUUCCCUUCUUUCUUCUUCCAGUCUUCAUUUUGUCUUCUACCAGCCCUGCUGCACUCCUAAUAUGGAUAAGGAGGAUGAGGAUUUUGUUCUUGAAUAUGGAUAGCCUUGUCCAUGGAGUAAUGUAAAUGUUCUUUUUGGCAGUGAAAAGGAAAAAUCACUGUCAAGUGACCUAGUUAACGAAGAAAAGUGUUCUAAUUUGACCAAAAUGAAUCUACAAGGUGCAGAUGGUAUGAAAUUUUUAAUUAUUUGCUUUUGGUAAGUUUCAGUUCAUGGAAGAGUCAAUGGAACUUCAUUUUAAGGUUGGAGUGUCUAUUGGUUGGCUCCAGUGUAGUUGGAUUUGGUUCUGGGAGUUCUUCAAGGAAUCAAGUGAUCAUUCCACGCUAUUGGUUUCUAUUUACUGCUGGAGAUUGUCAAGUACCCCAGUGCUACCUUGUAGUAAUAUGUGGAAUUCUUGUAUAUUCGCUUGUUUUGAUGUGUUCCCCUCUUGAAGUAAUGCUGAUUGGAGCUGCAUAAUUCCUUUUUGUUGCUUCUGAUUUCAAUUGGUCUGCGGCAGUAUGGAAGAAAGCAACAAUGCAUUCGGUGUUUACCGCUUGUUUUAGGAUUAUUUCUAAAUGUGUUCCUACAUGCAGGUCUGUAAGCUCACUGCCAGAUUCUAGAUAUUUGGUAAUCUUAUCUGAGGAUAACUAGUAUCAUAGGAGAGGUGGCAGUAAUGCACUCUGAGCCUCUGCAUUUUGAGUGCAAUGACAUGAUUACUGAGAAAAAUGCAUAUCCUCCAGAAUCAAAUGCAGAGCGCUUGCCUGGAGAAGAAUCAGGUCAAUCAAUAGAUCACAAAAAUGCCAAUGAAUUGCUAGAGAAAGGAUAUAUGGACUAUGGAUGUCAACACUACCGGAGAAGAUGUCGUAUCAGGGCCCCCUGUUGCAAUGAGAUUUUUGAUUGCCGCCACUGUCACAAUGAGGCGAAAAAUGAUAUCGACAUUGAUCAGAAGCAUAGACAUGACAUUCCACGACACCAAGUCAAGCAGGUGAUAUGUUCACUUUGUGGGACGGAACAAGAGGUUCAGCAAAAUUGUAUUAAUUGUGGUGUUUGUAUGGGCAAGUACUUCUGUGGGACAUGCAAGCUCUUUGAUGAUGAUAUAUCUAAGCAGCAGUACCAUUGCAGUGGCUGUGGAAUUUGCAGAACUGGAGGACGUGAGAAUUUCUUCCAUUGCUACAAGUGUCGUUGCUGCUACUCAACUCUGCUGAACAACAAUCAUCCUUGUGUGGAAGGAGCAAUGCAUCAUGAUUGCCCUGUUUGUUUUGAGUAUUUGUUUGAAUCAAGAAAUGAGGUCACUGUUAUGCCGUGUGGACAUACAAUUCAUAAGAGCUGCCUGAACGAAAUGAGAGAACAUUUCCAGUAUGCAUGCCCGCUCUGCUCCAAGUCAAUAUGUGACAUGUCAAAGGUUUGGGAGAAAUUUGACGUGGAGAUUGCUGCUACACCAAUGCCUGAGCCAUAUCGAGAUAAAAUGGUUUGGAUCCUUUGCAAUGAUUGUGGCAAAACUUCUCACGUUCAGUUCCAUUUUGUGGCUCGAAAAUGCCUGAAUUGCAAAUCCUACAAUACACGACAGACCAGAGGCUGAGAGAGUGACAAUGAUUCUUUAUUGUUUUCAUUAAAUCCUGUAUUUGAUUUCACUUGAUAUUAUUGUUAAGCCAGUGGUAGUCCAUGUGUGUCCUUAAUGGUACAAGGAUGUUUGGGAAUAUUAUAUCGAUUGCAGGCUGAGAUGCAUUCAAGGGGAUAGAAACUGGUUUUUGGUAUUGGUUUGGUAGCGGGGAGUAACGUUGGGACCACUAGUUAUAAUCGCCUCGAGUGUUUUAAGUUUUCGCGUGUUGCAAAUUCGCUUUGUUAGAUGAUAUUUUUGUGGUUUAUUAAUUAUUGAUUACCUCUCACAUACUUGUGCAGUU
This is a messenger RNA of Gastrolobium bilobum, 3066 nucleotides long. RefSeq names its product probable E3 ubiquitin-protein ligase RZFP34. Gene Ontology annotation, molecular function: ubiquitin protein ligase activity; zinc ion binding. The transcript has 12 exons. Gene Ontology annotation, biological process: ubiquitin-dependent protein catabolic process; protein ubiquitination. The coding region runs from base 1839 to 2744 and encodes 301 amino acids. Gene Ontology annotation, cellular component: nucleus. The record is from RefSeq and is a predicted model, not a curated record. NCBI's taxonomy places the organism in Eukaryota, Viridiplantae, Streptophyta, Magnoliopsida, Fabales, Fabaceae.